Raphanus sativus (radish) is the source of this 496-nucleotide messenger RNA. RefSeq lists its product as uncharacterized. The coding region runs from base 81 to 290 and encodes 69 amino acids. The transcript has a single exon. The record is from RefSeq and is a predicted model, not a curated record. Lineage: Eukaryota; Viridiplantae; Streptophyta; Magnoliopsida; Brassicales; Brassicaceae.
AAAAAGAAAAACCUUCAAGCAUUUUUCUCCUCUCUUUAACGUCUUCUCGUGUAUUUCUCUCUCUCUCUAGUGGUAAAAGUAUGGCGGACUGGGGACCUGUAGUGGUGGCUGUGAUACUGUUCGUGCUUCUGACUCCGGGACUUCUCUUUCAGAUUCCGGCGAGAGGUCGAAUCGUGGAGUUUGGGAAUAUGCACACUAGCGGCGCCGCUAUUCUCGUCCACACCAUCAUUUACUUCGCUCUCAUCACAAUCUUCACCAUAGCCAUUCGCCUCCACAUCUAUACCGGUUGAUUUUACCGUACCGGAUUUGUAGUUUUUUCGUUUGUCGUUGUGUUCUUCGUACCGGUUUGGUUUGUUUUUUUUCCUAUGGCUUUGUUUAGAAAUUCGCUGUGUAUGAAUGGUGUAAACGUAUUUGGAUUAGUGUAUGUGAAUCUGAAUUUGCAUUGUGCUAAAUGUUUCUGUUUGAUUCUCUGGGUUUUUGAGGCUGGUUUUGUUUC